UUUUUCUUAAUAUCCUUGCUGUUUUUACUGGUAUGUACCUUCUGUUGCUAAAUUCAGUUAUCACAUUUUCUUCAACUGCGAGGAUAAUCUUUGGUGGUGCACUUUUUUUGCUUGUUCUUCCCUUGUGCAUCCCGGGAAUUGUAUAUGCUCGUAAUUGGUCUCUGAAGAAUGUUAUUGCGAGUUUUCGUUUGCAAGGUUCUGGUUAUAACCUUGUAGAUGUUGAUGAUCACGAGCUUCAUAAAGAGUUACUUAUCGGGCAGGAUGAGUAUUACAAGCAUUCCAUGAUUGGUACUAUGAAAAGCAAGGUGACUGUGAAGAAUCGGUUGUUGGUUCUUGGAGAAGAACACCCUGCCAGAGAUCUUGUUAGCAGAAUGGAUUUUUGGUUAUACUAUGUUGCUUACUUUUGUGGAGGUACAAUCGGGUUAGUGUACAGUAAUAAUCUGGGGCAAAUUUCACAGUCCCUUGGGUUUGCUUCCAAAACUACUGAGCUCCUUACACUUUAUUCUUCGUGCUCCUUCUUCGGCCGGUUGCUCGCUGCUGCCCCUGACUUCUUGCGCGAGAAGCUGCAUUUCGCAAGGACAGGGUGGUUGGCAAUUGCACUCUUACCUACUCCAAUCGCAUUCUUUUUGCUCACUGCAUCCAGUAGUGAGAGGGCAUUGGAAGUUGGUACAGCUUUGAUUGGGUUGAGCUCCGGGUUUAUUUUUGCAGCUGCAGCUUCUGUUACUUCGGAGUUAUUUGGACCCAACAGUAUGGGUGUCAACCAUAAUAUACUGAUCACUAACAUUCCUAUUGGUUCUCUUGCUUAUGGAUUACUUGCAGCAGUGGUUUAUGACAGUAAUGUUAAAUCAUCGGGAUUGACUAUCAUGGAAGUAGUUGACGGAGUAUCGAUUUGUAUGGGAAGACAAUGUUACUUGCAGACAUUCUUCUGGUGGGGUGUUAUCUCAUUGUUUGGCUUGUCAUCCAGUAGCCUUCUUUUCUUGCGCACAAAACCUGCUUAUGAUCGCUUCGAAAAGAAUAUGAUUCUGACAACUGAUAGUGUUUAUCGAAACCUUCUUUUCCCAUAAUGCAUUUUGUUAGUAAACAAGAGCCAAGCCGAUUUGCAUAAUGGUGAAGCCUUCUUAGGUCAAGAUCCCAAGUCUCUUUGGUAGAACGCAUUUUCUCCAAUGGAUGAUGAGUUGUUUCCAGAACGGGAGAUGGAGGUUUUGCGCAUGUCAGAUGGUGCUCAGACAGCUCUAGGCUUUAAGUUCAAGCUUCGCCAGCUGCAAGACAAUCAAAACCAACAGCUGCUACAUGGGUUGUCUCUCUAUAGUAUGAUUCCGCCGGUGUUGAAGUUAACUGAUCCACUUCCUUUAUAGGCGUUGUAAGUAAUUUCGGAACUAGAACUGAACCGAGUUAGAUUUAUUUUGGGGGCCUGCACGAUAACUUUGUGUUCUUCCAACCCUGAAGGUGACGGGUUGAUGCAUAUAUUUCUUAAAUUCCUUCUUGGCCGGAGCUUCCUGUUCAGGUAUGAACAUGUUCCACAUCCAGAUAGAAGAGCUCUCUACUCAUCGUUCAGGGAUACCUACGCAGUUUUGUGUUUUCACCAAAUUCAUUGUACAUUUCUUAAAGCUGCUGCAUGUGAAUUUAUCAAAUUCAAUGGGGGUUACCAUAGAACC
Molecule: messenger RNA, 1655 nt
Organism: Papaver somniferum (opium poppy)
Lineage: Eukaryota; Viridiplantae; Streptophyta; Magnoliopsida; Ranunculales; Papaveraceae
Product: protein NUCLEAR FUSION DEFECTIVE 4-like
Exons: 1
Coding region: 33-1064 (343 amino acids)
Cellular component (GO): membrane
Source: RefSeq, a predicted model, not a curated record